GAAAACUGGAGAACCAAGGCCAGGAGGCAGAAGGAGGUGGCUGACCCGGCCCGGCGGCGGCCCAGCACGCGCAGGCCACCCAGAGUGGAGGUGGGAAACGGCGUUACGCCCCUUUCCCUUUUCCUGGUCCCGCGGCGCUACCUCGUGUGCCACCCUUAAAGCGUAGUCCCCGCCGAGAAGGCCCGCGCCUGAGUGGCGAAGGGACGAACUGCGCCCUGAACAGGCCGCGAAGCACGGCCCGGGGCGGACCGCCCUCACUCUCCUAGUCCAGGCGCGCUGAGCACAGGGCGGCGCUGUCCUCACCACCGCGUAAGUCGCCGCAGGGCGUUUCCGGGCGGAGGAAACCUACACGUGAUGGGCGCCCACCAAGUGCCAGCACCGCCUCCUCCAGCUCCGCCAAGUAGGUGGGAUCCACUACUUUGCAGAGGAGGAAGCCGUUCAGGCCUCCCUCUGUGCACUUUGCAGAAACCUCUGCCCUUCCAUCUCGAAUCCCUUGGCGCCGAUCACACUUCCUCUGCCUGGAAACCUGGAGCCGUCUCUCGCGAGACGUCCUCCGUCCUGUAGAAGGCCGUUUCGGUUCUUCGUGCGCGGUAGCCGCCCCACUUGCGGGAUUCCAAGGCCUCAUCGGGUGCAGGUAUCUGGCUGUGGAUUCGCCGCCGUCCCGCUGGACGCCUGGAGGCUCGAACCCCGCCGCCCCCCGACCCCAGGCUUUGCACCCAGCCCGGCUUCCGCCCACUGUGCUGCCCUUCCUCGGACCUGGGCUGUCGGGAGAGCUGGAGAUGUUCACCCUUCCUCAAAAGGACUUCAGGGCUCCCACCACCUGUCUGGGCCCCACCUGCACGCAGGACCUGGGCAGUAGCCAUGGGGAUGAUCUGGAAGGAGAAUGCUCCAGAAAACUGGACCAGAAGCUGCCAGAGCUCUGUGGAGUGGGUGAUCCUGCCACGAUCUCCUCUGAUACCUCCUACCUGUCCUCUAGAGGAAGAAUGAUUAAAUGGUUCUGGGAUUCAGCUGAGGAGGGCUACAGGACCUACCACAUGGAUGAAUAUGAUGAGGACAAGAACCCCAGUGGCAUCAUUAACCUGGGCACCAGUGAGAACAAACUCUGCUUUGACCUGCUGUCCUGGCGGCUGAGUCAGAGCGACAUGCAGAGGGUGGAGCCAUCCCUGCUGCAGUAUGCUGACUGGAGGGGACAUCUGUUCCUCCGGGAGGAAGUGGCCAAGUUCCUGUCUUUCUACUGCAAGAGCCCAGUACCCCUCAGACCAGAGAAUGUGGUUGUCCUGAAUGGUGGUGCCUCGCUCUUCUCUGCUCUGGCCACGGUGCUGUGUGAAGCCGGGGAGGCUUUCCUGAUCCCCACCCCUUACUAUGGCGCCAUCACACAGCACAUGUGUCUCUAUGGCAACGUCCGGCUGGCCUAUGUCUACCUGGACAGUGAGGUCACUGGGCUAGACACACGCCCCUUCCAGCUCACAGUGGAGAAGCUGGAGAUGGCCCUGCGAGAAGCUCACUCCGAGGGUAUAAAGGUCAAAGGCCUCAUCCUCAUCAACCCCCAGAACCCUCUGGGUGACAUCUACUCCCUGGAAGAGCUGCAGGAGUACCUGGUAUUUGCCAAGAGGCACAGGCUGCAUGUGAUUGUGGAUGAGGUCUACAUGCUGUCCGUGUUUGAGGAGUCUGUUGGGUACCACAGUGUCCUAAGCCUGGAAAGGCUGCCUGACCCCCAGAGGACCCAUGUGAUGUGGGCAACCAGCAAGGACUUCGGGAUGUCUGGGCUCCGCUUUGGCACGCUGUACACAGAAAACCAGGAUGUGGCCACUGCCGUGGCUUCCCUCUGCCGCUACCAUGGCCUCAGUGGCUUGGUCCAGUACCAGAUGGCACAGCUGCUCCGGGACCGUGACUGGAUCAACCAGGUGUACCUGCCGGAAAACCAUGCCCGGCUCAAGGCUGCCCACACCUAUGUCUCAGAAGAGCUCAGGGCGUUGGGGAUCCCCUUCUUGAGUCGUGGGGCUGGCUUCUUCAUCUGGGUUGACUUGAGAAAGUACCUGCCCAAGGGCACCUUUGAGGAGGAAAUGCUGCUCUGGCGCCGCUUUUUGGACAACAAGGUGCUGCUGUCCUUUGGCAAGGCCUUCGAGUGUAAAGAGCCUGGUUGGUUUCGCUUUGUCUUCUCAGACCAGGCCCACCGGCUUUGCCUGGGGAUGCAGAGGGUCCGGCAGGUGCUUGCAGGCAAAUCCCAAGUGGCAGAAGACCCCCGUCCCUCUCAGAGCCAGGAGCCAAGUGACCAACACAGGUGAGCUGGUCAUUGUCUCGUGGCCGGAGGGCCCAGCAGCCACUGUGGACCUGGGGCGUUCUGGGGCUGCAGAAGACUGACUGUGGAUGUGCCAUUUGCCAGGAAGGUAUCUAACUUGGCUUUGUGCCUGAAGAACUGUUUCUUGUCUUUUGCUGUAGCAGUGGGAAACACCUUAAGCUGUGGUUCAGCCUGGGCCCUCCCUCUCUCCUAUUAAACAAAACUAGGAGAGUCCAUAUGUCUCCAUUGUGAGUUAUUUAGAAUGGAGGAGUCGUGACUGCUUCUAACCAGAGCCUCAGCCCCCCUGAGGAUGUGAAAAGAAAACAAACAACUUGUACCUUCUUUCUGAUAUCACCGUCAUUCCUCUUUCUUUGUCACCAAGGAAACGAGUCAAAGGAACAGCACAUACAGGAGAGUUUGCAGAAAAAUAAAAAAAAAGUGAUAAAUUUCGAACUCCGAGGAGAAUGGAAUGAAUGUUGUUUGUUCAGAUUGUUCUCCCCACACUUAAGACAGUUGGACUCAACAGCACACUGGGAUCGUGGGACCGUCUUCUGAUUGGGACGAGGUGAACAGGACUCUAUGGUGGAAGUCAGGAGAGGCAUCUUUAUGGGAGCUGAAGUGGUCCCUCAAUCUCCAGGAAGCUCCUUCUCCCUCUCCCUUUGAAAGAGCUGCCUUCACUGAUGUCCCCAAAGCAGAGUGACCUAGUGAUGGUUGUUGGGGGAAGAUUUGGGGCUGGAACCCUGAACUGAGGCUGCUAUGAGGCCAAGCUAACCAAGGCUGGCUUUUCUACUGUAAGGAUGCAGAUGAGGGCCGCCUACCUCAUUUUCAGGGGUGCGUUAAUUCAGAGGCUAAAUGAGCUUCUAGAUCUGACCAUAAAGCUGUGUGCUGAGGAGCCUUCCCAGGUGCUGAUACUCCUGCUUGGAAGCCGAUGCUUUCCUUCUUUCUGUUUUUUUUUGAGAUGGAGUCUCACUUUGUCGCCCAGGCUGGAGCAGUGGCGCAAUCUCGGCUCACUGCAACCUCCACCUCCUGGGUUCAAGUGAUUCUCCUGCUUCCGCCUCCCGAGUAGCUGGGAUUACAGGUGCCCGCCACCAAGCCCAGCUGAUUUUUGUAUUUUUAGUAGAGAUGGGAUUUUGCCAUGUUGGCCAGGCUGGUCUUGAACUCCUGACCUCAGGUGAUCCACCCGCCUUGGCCUCCUGAAGUGUUGGAAUUACAGGCGUGAGCCACCACGCCUGGCCCAAGACUUCUUUUUGAGAUCACUUUUCUUUUGCCUGGAGUAUAGCACUUCAGUGUCCUUUGGUGAGGGUCUGCUGAUGAUGAACCCUCAGUUUCUGCUUGUCUGUAUUUUGCUGUUUUUAUUUUAUUUUAUUUUAUUUUAUUUUAUUUUAUUUUUUAUUCUAUUCUAUUCUAUUUAUUUUAUUUUAUUUAUGUUAUUUUAUGUUAUUUUAUUUUAUAUCAUUUUAUUUUAUUUUAUGUUAUUUUAUUGAGACAGAGUCUCACUCUGUUGCUCAGGCUGGAGUGCAAUGGUGUGAUCUUUGUUCACUGCAACCUCCGCCUCACAUGUUCAAGUGAUUCUCGUGCCUCAGCCUCCCAAGUAGCUGGAAUUACAGGCAUGGGCCACCACACCUAGCUAAUUUGCAUUUUUAGUAGAGACAGGGUUUCACCAUGUUGGCCAGGCUGGUCUCGGAACUCCUGACCUCAAGUGAUCCACCUGCCUUGGCCUCCCAAAGUGCUGGGAUUACGGGCAUGAGCUGCCUCACCUGGCCUGCUCUAUUUUUGAAAGAAUUUCACUGGGUAUAGGAUUCCAGGUUAAUAGUUAUUUUCUGACUUCCAUUGUCCCUGUCAAGUAGUCAGCUGUCAGUCUGUGGCUUCUUCAAAGGUGAUCUGUUUCCUCUGUCUCAACGCCUUUAAAACAUACUCUGAUCAUUGAUGUCAUACAGUGUUACUAUUAUAUAUCUCGAUGGUUUCUUUUUACUGAUCUUAUUUUGGGUAUUGAGAUUCUUGCAUCUGUGGAUUCUUUCAGCAGCUCUGGAAAGUUCUCAUCAAAUAUUUCUUCUGCCUCAUUCUCCCUCUUCUCUCCCUCUGGAAUUCCUAUUAAAUAUAUGAUAUAGAUCAACUUGCUCUGUCUUCAUGUCUCCUAAUCUCUUUUUCAUAUUUUCUUUCUCAUCUUUCUGUGCUACAUUCAGGGUAAUUUGUUUUGAUCUAUUUUUCAGUUUAAUAAUUCUUUCUUUAGCUGGAUCUAAUCUGCUUUAAUCUAUUUGAGUUUUAAAUUUAAGCAAAUAUAUUUUUAUUAGUAGAAGUUCUAAAAGUUAUUCUUUAUACCUUAAGCUUGUUUUUAAUUUUUAAGAUAUAAUAAGCAUAAUAAUAAUAAUAAUUUUAUUUUUUGAGACAGAGUCUCACUCUGUCACCCAGGCUGGAGUGCUGGAGUGCAGUGGCAUGAUCUCAGCUCAGUACAACCUCUGUCUCCCAGGUUCAAGCGAUUCUUCUGCCUCAGCCUCUAAAGUAGGUAGGAUUACAGGUGUGCACCACCAUGCCUGGCUAAUUUUUGGCAUUUUUAGUAGAGAUGAGGUUUUGCCAUGUUGGCCAGGCUGGUCUCAAACUCCUGGCCUUAAGUGGUCCACCUGCCUCAGACUCCCAAAGUGCUGGGAUUACAGGUGGGAAUCACCAUACCUGGCCAAUUAUUUUUAUAUACCUCUAUGCAUCUUUCUAUGUAUGUAUUAUUGUAUGUAUCUAUUUCCCGUAUUCCAGUGUCUGAAAUCUUUGCUGGUUUGUUUCUGCUAUUCUGUCUCAUGCCUUCAUUCUUUUUGAGUUUAGUGAUUUUUUUAUGGUGAGCUGUACAUUUUUGGGGGAAAUUUAUUUGUUGGAAUUCUUUGAAGUCUUAGAUGAAGACAGAUUCCUCAAGAGAGUUUUUUUGUGUGUUUAUUUCUUCCAGGCAACUAGAGGCAAUGCCAGUCUUCAAACUAAAUAUUUAGCUUUUUUUUUUUUUUUUUUUUUUUGGCCAUCAGUUGCUGUGAGUUUGGCCUGGAAAUCUAGUCUGGCAAGAGCCAGCUUUUGGUUACAACUUCUCAGGUUAACUUUCCUCCUUUAACACCAAGGUUUGAGACAGCUUUCCUUGCAGUCUGCUGAAGAGGGAGGAAAGGAUGUGAUUCUUGUUUAGCCUUAUUUUGCGGAGUUAGCUUUUUGGAGUCCUGGCUUUAUUGGAGAAGAGUUUCCUAUUAGAUUUCUCAUCUUUAGUCAGCCUCCAGGAUAUUGGGAAAAUAGAAGCUCAAGAUCAUUGUUUUGGCAAAUGCUUCAAGAUGAAAGCCAGCAUCAUAGUUGUCACUCAGUCCCAUGCCUAAUCAUUCCUUUGUUUUGUUCCAGCUAAUGCAUGUGCUCGUGAAAAUUGUGUGUGUUUUUUUUUUUUUUUUGAGAUGGAGCUUUGCUCUUGCUGUUCAGGCUGGAGUGCAAUGGUAUAAUCCUGGCUUACUGCAACCUCCGUCUCCUGGGUUCAAGUGAGUCUCCAGCCUCAGCCUCCUGAGUAGCUGGGACUAACAGGUGCCACCACAUCUGGCUAAUUUUUUUUUUUUUUUUUUUUUUUUAGACAGAGUCUUGCUCUGUUGCCCAGGCUGGAGUGCUGUGGCAGGAUCUUGGCUCACUGCAAGCUCCGCCUCCCAGGUUCACGCCAUUCUCCUGCCUCAGCCCCUCAAGUAGCUGGGACUACAGGCUCCUGCCACCGCACCCGGCUAAUUUUUUGUAUUUUUUUAGUAGAGAUGGGGUUUCACCAUGUUAGCCAUGAUGGUCUUGAUCUCCUGACCUCGUGAUCCACCUUUUUUUUUCUUUCUUUUUUUUUUUUUUGUAUUUUUAGUAGAGACAGGGUUUCAUCAUGUUGGCCAGGCUGGUCACGAACUGCUGACCUCAGAUGAUCCUCUUGCCUCGGCUUACCAAAGUGCUGGAAGUACAGGCUGAGCCACCGCGCCUGGCCUGAACAUUGUGUUUUUAACUCAGCAUUGUUAUUUGUUUUCAGUGUAUGUGGUAGGGAGAGGGGUCUUUCUUACUGUAAAUGACCACAUGGGCUUUCCUUUUGCACUCUCAUUUAAUCCUGACUUCAUCACAAGGCAGAUAUUGCUGUCCUGGUUAUGUUUUUAAGUAGAAUUUCCAUGGUGUAUAGCUUUUCACUAUUAUGAAUAAUGCUGCUGUGAACAUUCUUGAAUAUGACUUUUUGGGACACAUAUACACAUUUCCUUAUGAUAUGUACCUGCUAGAUAAUGGGGUAAGCUCAGCUUUAGUAAAUACUGCCAGUUUCCUAAUAUGAUUCUACCGAUGUAUAGAAGUGUAUAAAAAUUCUAUUAGCUCCUCAUCCUUGCCAACUUUUAGGUAUUAUCAGGUAAAAAAGGUAUGUAGAAGUAUCUCAUUGUAGGCUGGGUAUGGUGGCUCAUGUCUGUAAUCCCAGCACUUUGGGAGGCUAAGGUGGGUGGAUCACCUGAGGUCAGGAGCUCGAGACCAGCCUGGCCAACAUGGUGAAACCCCGUCUCUAUUAAAAAUACAAAAAUUAGCUGGGUGUGGUGGCAGGCACCUGUAAUCCCAGCUACUCAGGAGGCUGAGGCAGGAGAAUCACUUGAACCCAGGAGGCGGAGGUUGCAGUGAACAGGGAUUGCGCCACUGCACUCCAGCCUGGGUGACAGAGCAAGUCUCUGUCUAAAAAAAAAAAAAAAAAAAAAAGGAAACAUCUCAUUGUAGUCUGCAUUUUCUUCUGUUCUGGUACAAAAACCAUGUAACAUUUACCAUUUUAACCAUUUUUAAGUGUAUUCUUCAGUAAUGUUAAGUACGUUCCCAUUGUGGUUAAACAGAUCUCCGGGAGUUUUUCCUCCUGCAAAACUGAAUCUCUACACCAGUUAAACCACUCUUCCUGCACUCUUCCUCUCAGCUCUUGUUAACCACUAUUCUACGUUUUGUUUCUAUGAAUAUGACUAAACCUCCUGUAAGUGGAGUCACACAAUAUUGGUCCUUUUGUGAAUGGCUUAUUUCACUUCACAUAAUGUCCUUAUGGCUCAUUCAUGUCAUAGCAUUUGAUAGGCUAUCUUUCUUUGUUAAGGCUGAGUAAUAUUCCAUUAUAUGUCUAUACCAUAUUUUGUUUAUCAUUUACCUAUCCAUGGUCAUUACGCUGCUAUCUCUUGUUGGCUCUUGUGAAUAGUGCUGCUGACAGAGCAGGAGCAUCGCCAUCUUGGACAAGCACUGUCAUUUUAAAGUUCACAUUGAUCAAAAACUGCCCAAAUCCAAAGGGCAUCACUCUAAUGGCUAAGGUCAGCAUGACCAUAAACCACAAAUUACAUUUCUGACCAGAAACAUUCCAAACCCCUGCCUGACUAGAGACAUGCCAGCCCUGAGAUAACCUCCUCUCCAGCAGGAGAGAUGUCAGCCCCAAGAUCACCUCCCCUCUGACCAGAGACAUUCCAACCCCACCAUAAGCUUCUCCCUUACACAGAAACAGUCCAAGCCUGUGAUAAGCUGUCUCUCCCUGAACCCUUAAAUAAUCUUAGUCUGUGAGAGAACACGCUCCUGACCGAAAGCAGCCAGAAGCCCCUCUCAGUUUUAUUCUCCACAACAAGCCUGUCUUUGACUAUUGAGCCACUUUUCAUGUUUCUUUCCUCUUUCUUUAACUGAUAUACUGCUAUGAACAUGGGUGUGCAGCUAUCUCUCGAAGACCCUGCUUUCAAUGCUUUUGGGUAUAUACCCAGAACUGGAAUUUUUGGGUCAUAUGGUCAUUCUAUUCUUAAUUUUUUGAGGAACCAUCAUACUGUUUUCCAUUGCAGUUGCACUAUUUUACAGUCCUGCCAACAGUGCACAGGGGUUCCAAUUUCUCCAUGUUCUCACUAGCACUUGUUUCUGUUUUGUCGUUGUUGUUGUUGUUUUAAGAUGGAGUCUUGCUCUGUUGCCCAGGCUGGAGUGCAGUGGCAUGAUCUCAGCUCACUGCAACCUCUGCAUUCCAGGCUCAAGAUAUUCUCCAGCCUCAGCCUCCCAAGUAGCUGGGAUUACAGGCACGCAUCACCAUACCUGGCUAUUUUUUGUAUUUUAGUAGAGAUGAGGUUUCACCAUGUUGGCUAGGCUAGUCUUGAACUGUUGACCUCAAGUGAUUUGCCCACCUCAGCCUCCCAAAGUGCUGGAAUUACCUCACUGGCCUUAUGUUUUUUUUGGUAGCUAUCCUAAUAGAUAUGAGACAGUAUCUCAUUGUGGUUUUGAUUUGCAUUUCUCUGAUAGUUAGUGAUGUUUAGCAUCUUUUCAUACUUGUUGGCCAUUUGCAUAUCCUCAUUGGAGAUAUCUCUAUUCCAUGUGGUUUGCAUUUCCUGCUGCUAAUGAUAUUGAACAGGUUUUCAUGUGUGUGUUACCCUUUUAUGUAUCUUCUUUUGUGUGGUGUUUAAGAAUUCUGCUCAUUUAAAAAAUUGUCUUUUUCUAACUGAAGUGUAGGAGUUCUUUAUAUAGCCUGAAAAUGAGUCCUUUGUCAGAUACCUUUAAAUUAUCAACAUUCAUAGUUAACAAAGUCUAAAUUUUACCUUCUUUAUCCUCUACCUGAACAUGAAAUGACCUCAGAACAUUGAGCUCUUACUCCUUUACUUUCAUCUCAUUUGAUAUUGUUGGCUGGUAUAUUAGCUACACCUAGUUUUUUUUUGAAACAGAGUCUUGCCUUGUCGCCCAGGCUGGAGUGCAAUGGUGUGAUCUUGGCUCACUGCAACUUCCACCUCCAGGGUUCAAGCUAUUUUCCUGCCUCAGCCUCCUGAGUAGCUGGGAUUACAGGCAUGCGCCACCAUGCCUGGCUAAUUUUUGUAUUUUUAGUAGAGACAGGGUUUCACCAUGUUGACCAGGCUGGUCUCAAACUCCUGACCUCAGGUGAUCCAGCUUCCUUGGCUGCCCAAAGUUCUGGGAUUACAUAGGCAUGAGCCACCACACCCGGUCCUAGUUUUUAAAUUUCUAAAUUAUUUUUCUAGUUUUAUACAGUCAGUAUUUGUUUUGAUUUACCCACAGGUUUAUCAGUUUCAUUGUUUCCCGGCCCUACUUCAUUGCAGUACUUCCUUUUGGUUUUAAUUUUUUCCUUCCUAAUAUUCUUAAGAAGUUCCUUUAGGAAGGAUCUAUUGAUGGUAAUCUCUUUCUAUUUGUAUUUGUCUAAGAUAUCUUUACUUCCCUGUUAUUCUUCAAAGAUGGUUUUAUUGGGUAUACAAUUAUACAUCAUUAACUAUUGCCCUCUCAGCCUUUUUACCAUGAUUUUUUGGCUUUAGGUUUUCGUUGUUGAGAAGUCUGCUAUUAGUCUCAUUGUUAGUUCAUUGCAGGUGAUCAUCUCUGCUCAAUUUUGGAAAAUUCUUAGCUAUCAUCUCCUUGGACAUUACCUUCACCUCCUUUUCUCUAUUCCCUCCUUUUAGAUAUGUGCCAUUUUCUUCAUGUCUCCUCUCCCUCUCUUAACUUCUCUUUCCUAUAUUUAAUUCCUUUGUUUCCUGCCUUUCAGAUCAAUCGUUGUUGUUUCUAACCUACUAUUUAACUUAUGCAUUGACUUUUCAAUUUCGAUGUUUAUAUUUAGUACAUUUUUAGUCUCCUUGGUCUUUUAAAAAUAUAACAUCUUAUUUCUUUGUAAUGUUUUGCAUUCAUUUUAAGUCUUUGAGUGCUAUAAACAUACUUGUUUCAUAUUUAUAUAUCAUAAUUCAAUUAUAUGUAGUUCUUGGGGGUUAAAUUUCUGCUGUUUGUGAUUUCUGAUGGUUUGUUUUCUCAUAUGCUUUGUAGUUCUGAAUUGUGAGUUUACAUUUGUCAGGGUUUUAUUUGUCAGAAUCCUAGGUAGCUUGUGUUGAGGAUGUGGGUCUCCAAAGGGGCUUUAUGUUUCCUUCUGUUGGGUGUCUUUGGGUGCUACCAACCUGGGAAUACUGUAUGUUACUAUCCUGGCUUGGAGCUUCCUAGACCAUGCUGGUAGUAUAAAUUCAAACCCCAGAUGGUCGUAAAGCUUGAUUGCUAUGAACUGAAUGUUCAUCCCCUCCCACACCUCAUUCAUAUGUUGAAGUCCUAAUCCCCAGUGUGAUGAUUAUUGGAGGUGGGGCCUUUGGGACGUAAUUAGGUCUUGAGGGUGGAAUCCUCAUGAGUAGGAUUAGUGCCCUGACAAAAGAGGCACAGAAAGGACUUUUUCUCCACCAUAUGAGAAUAUAGCAAGAAGGUAACCCUCUGCAAACCAGGAAAAGAGCCCUCAUCAGGAACCAAAUUGGCCAGCACCUUGAUCUUGGACUUCCUAGCCUCUAGAGCUGGGAGAAAUAAAUUCCUGUUGUUUAA
Pongo pygmaeus (Bornean orangutan) is the source of this 10552-nucleotide messenger RNA. RefSeq names its product 1-aminocyclopropane-1-carboxylate synthase homolog (inactive) (gene ACCS). Gene Ontology annotation, biological process: amino acid metabolic process; biosynthetic process. Bases 780 to 2285 code for a protein of 501 amino acids. Lineage: Eukaryota; Metazoa; Chordata; Mammalia; Primates; Hominidae. The transcript is spliced from 15 exons. The record is from RefSeq and is a predicted model, not a curated record. Gene Ontology annotation, molecular function: transaminase activity; pyridoxal phosphate binding.